AUGUUGCUAAGCAUGGAUGUCAUGAAGGUGCGGGAUUGGACCUAUCUUGAGGACCCCCCUCAAGACAUUGGCCCAGCUCGACAUCUUCUUGAAGUUUACAGCAAGAUUCCUUACAACGAUUUAGAUGGCCACAUACGCCGCGUCCGAGAGAAGGCCUGGUGUAUCUCCCAGUACCCUUGCGUUGGGCGAUGGAAAUUUCUCUACAUCCCGGACCCCAAAGAUCCUCGUUACCAACAAGCUCUUUUCCGCCUCAACGUCGCCGGCUCUAGAGAUGUCCUUCUUGAUCUGGGAUGUGGGGUUGGACAAGUAAUUCGGCAGUUUCGUGCAGAUGGAGUUGACGGCGCUCAACUCAUUGGCACCGACCUGCAGUCCAAGUUCAUCGAUGUUGGCUACGAUUUGUUUCAGGACAGGCACUCCCUCAACGCAACAUUUGUUGCGGGCGACAUGCUCGAUCCCGCCGACAAGGAGAUGGCCUUGUUGCGCGGCAAGAUCACCAUGGUUCAUGCAGGCAGCUUCUUUCACCUCUUCAACUGGGUUCAACAACUUUACAUUGGCAAGCGUGUCGUCGAAUUCCUUAAGCCCGGCACCAAAAACGCGCUGAUAUAUGGUCGCCAGGUCGGCACGAACCACCCAGGGCCGUCUUCGACUAGUACGCGAUCAGCUUAUUUACACGACCAAUCGAGUUUCCAGCGACUAUGGGACGAAGUCGGAGCCCUCACCAAGACACGAUGGCAGGUACAGGUCGAACCUACUGGAGAGCCUGUCUCCAAAGUCCCUGGUUUCAGCAAUCACGCAUUCCCCGUCAAUUUCACCGUCUACCAAGUUUCAUGA
Messenger RNA from Fusarium proliferatum ET1, 831 nucleotides. RefSeq lists its product as uncharacterized. The record is from RefSeq and is a predicted model, not a curated record. The coding region runs from base 1 to 831 and encodes 276 amino acids. The transcript is spliced from 2 exons. NCBI's taxonomy places the organism in Eukaryota, Fungi, Ascomycota, Sordariomycetes, Hypocreales, Nectriaceae.